Messenger RNA from Parastagonospora nodorum SN15, 1230 nucleotides. RefSeq lists its product as hypothetical. Gene Ontology annotation, biological process: transmembrane transport. NCBI's taxonomy places the organism in Eukaryota, Fungi, Ascomycota, Dothideomycetes, Pleosporales, Phaeosphaeriaceae. Bases 1 to 1230 code for a protein of 409 amino acids. The record is from RefSeq and is a predicted model, not a curated record. The transcript has 2 exons. Gene Ontology annotation, molecular function: transmembrane transporter activity.
AUGUCUUCCGCUGCUUUAACUUCUCCGGAGAAAACGUCGUCCACCUCAUUCUCCUCGCCAUCCAAGAUCGUGCUCAAUGAACACACAUCUCGCCAUCCCACAGCAUAUGCUUGGUCUACAAAGAAGAAGUGGAUCCUCCUCACCGUCGUGGCCUUCUGCCAAGUCAGCAUGAACUUCAAUGCCGCCGUCUAUUCCAAUGCAGUCGAAGACAUCAACUUCACCUUAGGCAUCUUGGACGCUCGAUUGGGCAUGACUGCCUUCCUCAUCUCAUAUGCCGUAGGAUGCGAACUCUGGGCUCCGUGGUCCGAAGAGAUCGGCCGCUGGCCAAUCAUGCAGGCUUCCCUCGGACUGACCAAUGCCUCAAUCUUGGUCUGCGGCCUGGCUACCAAUUUCAAGGGCAUCAUCGGAGGCAGGGUCAUGGGCGGACUUUCCUUAGCUGGUGGAUCCGUUACCAUAGGCAUGGUCGCCGACAUGUUUCUUCCAGAGGAACAACAAUGUGCUGUUUUAUGGGCAUCGCUCUUCUCCUGUCUCGGUGCCGUUAUCGGAGGCAUCGCCGGUGGUCCUAUCCAGCAAUACCUUCCCAGCUACUAUUGGGACUUCUGGAUCCAGCUCGCGCUAGGUGGCGCGACCCAAAUCCUGCACCUUGUCGUGGCUAAAGAAAGCCGCGCCACUAUCCUUCUUGACCGCGAAGCGAAGAGACAGCGCAAAUCUGGUAACACCAGCAUCUUUGGCCCCAACGAGGUCAAGACUCUUAGGGAGCGUUUCAGCCUGAAGGAAAUAGCGACGACGAUGGUCCGUCCUUACCAAAUGCUCAUAUUUGAGCCCAUUGUGCUCUUCCUCUCUCUUCUGAGCGGCUUCGCUGACGCACUGAUCUUCAGCUUCUUCGAGAGCUACGGUUAUGUGUUCAAGCAGUGGAACUUUACGCCAACGCAAAUCUCGCUAGUUCUCGUUGCACUGGCCGCUUCUUACAUCAUGGGUUACCUCGCGUUCUUUCCAGUCGUCGCUCGCCAUAACGCCCGUCGUGCCAAAGGCGAAGCCCUUGCUCCCGAGGCUCGCCUCAAGGCACUACUCUAUCACGUCAUCCUACUGCCCAUCGGUCUCUUAAUCUGCGCCUUCGUCGCCACCGGCCCUCCUCUCCACUGGGCCGGGGUUGUGGUCCCAUCAGUCCUGGUCGGUAUCGCCAAUUUCGCCAUAUACUACGCGACAGUCGACUACAUGGUAGCCGCAUAG